AUGAUAUUAAAAAUUCAACCCACCAAAACGGCACCGUUUUGGACCCAACCAUCGCCACCAAGCCCACCUUCGCUUCAUCCCUCACCCCACUCCACCUAUUCCGCCACCACACCCACCACCACCACAGUGCCCCCACAGACCCUCAAGUCCCGCCUCAACAAUGGUGAGAGCCUCUAUGGCCUCUUCCUCCUCAGCUUCUCCCCGACUCUCGCUGAGAUCAUGUGCCUAGUCGAGUCUGAGGAUGGGGUGAAGAAGACCGAAGAAAUCGCGGCCGUUGAUAGGGGUGGAUUGCAUUCAAAUGAGGACGUUGGAUCUGAGUGCGAGCACGGGGUCCUUGUGGGAUCCGGGGAACAAGAAGGUGAGGGAGGUGAUGAGGGCGGCGAAAAGGCGGAAUCGAAAAUAGGUACCAAAGCCAAAGCGGCGAUGGUGGUGGUGGGGCUUUCUUAUCUGGCUUUGCUAUGCCACAUGACAGUCCUGAGAAUGGGUAUGGGUAGGUGUUGUUAA
Ilex paraguariensis (yerba mate) is the source of this 504-nucleotide messenger RNA. Lineage: Eukaryota; Viridiplantae; Streptophyta; Magnoliopsida; Aquifoliales; Aquifoliaceae. The record is from the annotation of a GenBank genome assembly.